CGGGGCUGAGCAUCCUGCGCCCCGGCGCGGGGCCCUGCGGUAGCCUCGGGCCCCUACCCUCGACCUGCCACCAACCCAGUGUGGAAGACAGAAACCGCAGCCAUGACCACCCACGUCACUUUGGAAGAUGCCCUGUCCAACGUGGACCUGCUGGAGGAACUGCCCCUCCCAGACCAGCAGCCAUGCAUCGAGCCCCCACCUUCCUCCAUCAUGUACCAGGCUAACUUUGACACGAACUUCGAGGACAGGAAUGCGUUUGUCACGGGCAUUGCAAGGUACAUCGAGCAGGCAACGGUCCACUCCAGCAUGGUAAAAAUGCUAGAGGAGGGACACGAGUAUGCGGUCAUGCUGUACACCUGGCGCAGCUGCUCCCGGGCCAUCCCACAGGUGAAGUGCAAUGAGCAGCCCAACCGGGUGGAGAUCUACGAGAAGACCGUGGAGGUGCUGGAGCCAGAGGUCACCAAGCUCAUGAAGUUCAUGUACUUCCAGCGCAAAGCCAUCGAGCGCUUCUGUAGCGAGGUGAAGAGGCUGUGCCAUGCCGAGCGCAGGAAGGACUUUGUCUCCGAGGCCUACCUGUUGACCCUGGGCAAGUUUAUCAACAUGUUUGCAGUCUUGGACGAGCUGAAGAACAUGAAGUGUAGCGUGAAGAACGACCACUCUGCCUACAAGAGAGCGGCCCAGUUCCUAAGGAAGAUGGCGGACCCCCAGUCCAUUCAGGAAUCUCAGAACCUGUCUAUGUUCCUGGCCAAUCACAACAGGAUCACCCAGUGUCUUCACCAGCAAUUGGAAGUGAUUCCAGGCUAUGAGGAACUGCUGGCAGACAUUGUCAACAUCUGCGUGGAUUACUAUGAGAAUAAGAUGUACCUGACACCCAGCGAGAAACACAUGCUGCUCAAGGUGAUGGGCUUUGGCCUCUACCUGAUGGAUGGAAAUGUCAGUAACAUUUACAAGCUGGAUGCCAAGAAGAGAAUCAACCUUAGCAAAAUCGAUAAGUUUUUUAAGCAGCUGCAGGUGGUGCCCCUUUUCGGCGACAUGCAGAUAGAGCUGGCCAGAUACAUUAAGACCAGUGCUCACUAUGAAGAGAACAAGUCCAAGUGGACAUGCACGCAAAGCAGCAUCAGCCCCCACAACAUCUGCGAGCAGAUGGUUCAGACGGAUGACCACAUCCGUUUCAUCUCGGAGCUAGCUCGCUACAGCAACAGUGAGGUGGUGACAGGCUCAGGGCUGGACAGCCAGAAGUCAGAUGAAGAGUACCGGGAGCUCUUUGACCUGGCCCUUCGAGGCCUGCAACUUCUAUCCAAGUGGAGUGCCCAUGUCAUGGAGGUGUACUCUUGGAAGUUGGUUCACCCCACAGACAAGUUCUGCAACAAGGAUUGCCCGGGUACAGCGGAAGAGUACGAGAGAGCCACACGCUACAAUUACACCAGCGAGGAGAAGUUUGCCUUUGUGGAGGUGAUCGCCAUGAUCAAGGGCCUGCAGGUGCUCAUGGGGAGGAUGGAGAGUGUCUUCAACCAGGCCAUCCGCAACACUAUCUAUGCGGCCCUGCAGGAUUUCGCCCAGGUGACACUGCGUGAGCCAUUGCGGCAAGCUGUGCGCAAGAAAAAGAAUGUCCUUAUCAGUGUCCUGCAGGCAAUUCGCAAGACCAUCUGUGACUGGGAGGGAGGCCGAGAGCCCCCCAAUGACCCAUGCUUGAGAGGGGAAAAGGAUCCCAAAGGCGGCUUUGACAUCAAGGUGCCCCGCCGUGCCGUGGGACCUUCCAGCACACAGCUGUACAUGGUCCGUACCAUGCUUGAGUCGCUCAUCGCAGACAAGAGCGGCUCCAAGAAGACCCUCAGGAGCAGCCUGGAUGGGCCCAUCGUCCUCGCCAUAGAGGACUUCCACAAGCAGUCCUUCUUCUUCACACACCUGCUCAACAUCAGCGAAGCCCUGCAGCAGUGCUGUGACCUCUCCCAGCUCUGGUUCCGAGAAUUCUUCCUGGAGUUAACCAUGGGCCGGCGCAUUCAGUUCCCUAUAGAGAUGUCCAUGCCCUGGAUUCUCACGGACCAUAUCCUGGAAACCAAAGAACCUUCCAUGAUGGAGUAUGUCCUCUACCCCUUGGAUCUGUACAACGACAGCGCCUACUAUGCUCUCACCAAGUUCAAAAAGCAGUUCCUCUACGAUGAGAUUGAAGCCGAGGUGAACCUGUGUUUUGAUCAGUUUGUCUACAAGCUGGCAGACCAGAUCUUUGCCUACUACAAAGCCAUGGCCGGCAGUGUCCUGUUGGAUAAACGUUUCAGAGCUGAAUGUAAGAACUAUGGGGUGAUCAUUCCGUACCCACCUUCCAACCGCUAUGAGACGCUGCUAAAACAGAGACAUGUCCAGCUGUUGGGUCGAUCCAUUGACUUGAACAGACUCAUCACCCAGCGGAUUUCCGCUGCCAUGUACAAAUCGCUGGACCAGGCCAUCAGCCGCUUUGAGAGCGAGGACCUGACUUCGAUUGUGGAACUAGAGUGGCUGCUGGAGAUUAACCGGCUCACCCACCGACUCCUCUGUAAGCACAUGACACUAGACAGCUUCGACGCCAUGUUCCGAGAAGCCAAUCAUAAUGUAUCAGCCCCCUAUGGCCGCAUCACCCUGCAUGUCUUCUGGGAGCUGAACUUUGACUUCCUUCCCAACUACUGCUAUAAUGGAUCUACAAACCGUUUUGUCCGAACUGCCAUCCCUUUCACCCAGGAACCACAACGAGAUAAACCCGCCAACGUGCAGCCCUAUUACCUCUACGGAUCCAAGCCUCUCAACAUUGCCUAUAGCCACAUCUAUAGCUCGUACAGGAACUUCGUAGGCCCCCCUCACUUCAAGACCAUCUGCAGACUGCUGGGCUACCAGGGCAUUGCUGUGGUCAUGGAGGAACUCCUGAAAAUCGUCAAGAGCUUGCUCCAAGGUACCAUCCUGCAGUACGUGAAGACACUGAUAGAAGUGAUGCCUAAGAUAUGUCGUUUGCCUCGGCACGAGUACGGCUCCCCAGGGAUCCUGGAAUUCUUCCACCACCAACUGAAGGACAUCAUCGAGUACGCAGAACUGAAGACAGAUGUGUUCCAGAGCCUAAGGGAGGUGGGCAAUGCCAUCCUGUUCUGUCUCCUCAUAGAGCAAGCUCUGUCUCAGGAGGAAGUCUGUGAUCUGCUUCAUGCUGCACCCUUCCAGAACAUCCUGCCCAGAGUCUACAUCAAAGAGGGGGAGCGCCUGGAAGUCCGGAUGAAGCGCCUGGAAGCCAAGUACGCCCCACUUCACCUGGUCCCCCUGAUAGAACGGCUGGGAACACCUCAGCAAAUUGCCAUCGCUCGGGAAGGUGACCUGCUGACCAAGGAGCGGCUCUGCUGUGGCCUGUCCAUGUUUGAAGUCAUCCUGACCCGAAUUCGGAGCUACCUGCAGGAUCCCAUCUGGAGGGGCCCGCCACCCACCAAUGGCGUCAUGCAUGUGGAUGAAUGUGUCGAAUUCCACAGGCUGUGGAGCGCCAUGCAGUUUGUCUACUGCAUCCCUGUGGGGACCAACGAGUUCACAGCUGAGCAGUGCUUCGGUGAUGGCUUGAAUUGGGCAGGCUGCUCCAUCAUCGUCUUGCUGGGCCAGCAGCGACGCUUUGACCUGUUCGACUUCUGCUACCAUCUGCUGAAGGUGCAGCGGCAGGACGGAAAGGAUGAAAUCAUUAAGAACGUGCCCCUGAAGAAGAUGGCUGACCGCAUCAGGAAGUACCAGAUCUUGAACAAUGAGGUUUUCGCCAUCCUGAACAAGUACAUGAAGUCCGUGGAGACAGACAGCUCCACUGUGGAGCACGUGCGCUGCUUCCAGCCCCCAAUCCACCAGUCACUAGCCACCACCUGCUAGGCCGAAAGUCCUGCAGACAGACCUUCAACCUGGAGGAGGAGGAGAAACAGGAGAGGGAACACAGAGGUCAGCCUGCAGCAGGUCCAGCUGACAGCAUGUGGAACCGGCCUGGAAGGAAAAGACAACUCCUCCAACACAUCUGGGCUCCUGCAUGUUCUCCCAUGAUAGCUCCAUGGUGGGUUUUCCAUAGUGUAAAUGAAAAACAACAGAAACACAGGGCAGUGCGUGUUUCCUUCUUAUUUUUAACCUUAACUAUAUCUAAGAGCUACUGUUUCCAUCCCACGGUUCCCAUCCCAUCUGUGAUCGCUUCCCAGGACACUUCCCACCAUCACAGGUCCCUACCCAGUAUCCAUAUGUGAUCCAGCACUGUAGUCUUAGGGGCUAAGAAGAGAAGAGUGUAGCCAUAGCAGAGGUAUCAGCCUGACUCUGCUGUGAGCCUCAGCUUACUGUGUUGUGUGGCUUCCCCCUCCAGUUCCAUGGUCACAUUGCUUCCUGCUCUAGAUGGUAGGGAGUCUAGCACCAAGACUUGACCCUUGGUGAAUCACGAAGAGAUUUCUGACUGUCAAGGCAAUUGAUGAUGUUGGUCAGAGCCUUAUAUACUCUCCCUAAGAGCCACCCUAGCCCCUCCUUGUAGAACAGCCCUAGAGAGGCAAAAAAAGGAUGCUUUCAAAACCGUAUCACACUGAGUUGGGACUAGGGGAAGAAAAUGGCCAGGCCUACGGUGUGGAAACGUAUCUGUCAGCACAGGCCAACUUCAGAUCCCAAAGGAGAGCUGUUAGGCCUUGUCGCCAUGGUGGGAAGAUGAGAUACCCCCUUUCCUCGUGCAGAAGCUUAGCACUGGACCACAUGGGUAACAGACAUGACAGCCAUGGCACGACACAUACCACGAGCUGGUGACCCACUUAGUGACCUCCUAACACAGAUCCUCAUCCAGGAAAAUCCCACAAGAAGGAAAAACAUUAGGGGUUACUUCAACAGACACCUAAACCAUCUUGGAGACAGAGAGGCAGAGGACAGCUUGUCAGCAAGCUUUCAAUCCCGAGACACACCCCACCCCCAAAAGAAGUCCUUCUUUACGCAAACUGGCCUUUUCGUCAUGUCAGCUGCUGAAAGGUUCUUGGAACAUUUUAUUCUUUUGCUCUCAACUUCCUGGUCUCUCCCUUUUGCACACGUUCAGUGCCGGAGCGGAGAUCCUCUCACAGGGGAUUAAUGACUUCUAUUUUUCCAGGCUACCUAAACCGCCCCCGCAGAAUCUGCCCAUGUAAGGAGAUCUCUAAGGAGAUGGCCGUGGCUCCAUACAGAGCUAGUCUUCUCACCUGCAGAGGGAAGCCACAGUCCUGAGCCCCCAAAAUGUAGGAAGUGGAUUAUAGGUAUUCCACCAGCCCAGGGAGGAAGAGAGAAAAUAGAGGACUAGCCAGCCCCUCCUCCAGGGAGGCGAUUGACACCCAUCACCAUUUUUAAUCACACAGAGAACAGUGGAGAUGUAUAUAACCAACACUUUGACAGAUGCAGCCAUGUAUUCCACAGUGAGGUCACGUCAAUCAGAGCCCUUGAGGGUCAUACACUGAGUGUUCAUUUCUGCGCAUGCCUCAGGCAGUCUAAGUCUGAAUCCCUGGGAAUAAGGCCAGAAUAUCCGCAUCUGCAGUUACUCUGCUGCACACCCCAGAUUCAGAGCCCUUGCUGUAGCUGGGACAACGCCACUAACUCCAGGCUCUGGGGCCUCUCUAAGCAAGAGCCAGCAUCAUUUGUAGUGUAGGGAAGUGACCUGAAAUGGAAGCUGGUCAGUCCUCCUGCCUGGCACCACCCCUUCCUAGUGUGAUCUUUUGUCUCCUUUUAAUGACCAUAGAUAAUCUCCACCUCCCAAACUUCUUGCCUGAGAAUAGUACUUGACUCUCAGAUAAACAGGUUUUAUACUCUAGAGUUCAUUCUAAGUGCUCCAUCUCUGGUCUGUGGAGAUACGGCCCGUUCCCUUCAGAAGUUUACCAUUCUGGCUGCUCCUCCUUCCCAUCCUGCACUCGUGACCCCAAAAGUUGACCCUCUGGGAAGAGCCACAAUCUCAAGAGAUUUGAUCCCAGUAAAUCGAGGUCCUCACUUGGAGGGCAGAGCUCUCUCUCAUUUCCUCCGCACUUGUCUGUGGACACUGCACAGCUUCAGUGUUCUCUCUCUAGUGGUCCUUCUCUCCCUUUCCACCUUUCUGACUUUUUUUUUUAAAUGUAUGUAAAAGUCAAGAAAAAAAAAAGCUUAGAUUUUAAAAUGUUUUAAAAAGAAUUCUGUUUCAGAAACUGUCAAGUGUGUACCAUAUUUGUAUUAAGAGUUGUUGGGGAUUUUUGUACAAUGAAUUUACAUUUAUUUAUGGUGAACCUAUAUUUACGCUCGUGAUCAAAAGAUGUUAAAUUCUUAAAUCAUAUUUG
Messenger RNA from Arvicola amphibius (Eurasian water vole), 6269 nucleotides. It is a transcript of the gene Cyfip2, whose product is annotated as cytoplasmic FMR1 interacting protein 2. Gene Ontology annotation, biological process: axon guidance; cell morphogenesis; apoptotic process. Gene Ontology annotation, cellular component: neuron projection; synapse. NCBI's taxonomy places the organism in Eukaryota, Metazoa, Chordata, Mammalia, Rodentia, Cricetidae. The record is from RefSeq and is a predicted model, not a curated record. Gene Ontology annotation, molecular function: small GTPase binding.